AUGGUCAAGAAGAAGGUCGACGCGCGCGUGCGGACGCUGCUGGAGAACUGCAUCCACGAGAACUUCCGGUCGUUCGUGGUGCUCGUGGGCGACCACGGCAAGGACCAGGUCAUGAACCUGCACUACAUUCUGUCCAAGGCGGUCGUGAAAGCCCGGCCGCGCGUCCUCUGGUGCUACAAGAAGGAACUGGGCUUCUCCACGCACCGCCAGAAGCGCAUGCGGCAGAUCAAGAAGCAGCAGCAGCGCGGCCUCUACGACCCCAGCAAAGACGACCCGUUCGAGCUCUUUAUUGCGUCGACCGACAUCCGCUGGUGCUACUACAAGGAGACGCACAAAGUACUGGGCAGUACCUACGGCAUGUGCGUGCUGCAGGACUUUGAGGCCGUGACGCCCAAUAUCAUGGCCCGCACGAUCGAGACCGUCGAAGGCGGCGGCGUGGUCGUGCUCUUGCUGCGCACGAUGGACAGUCUCAAGAAGCUCUACACCAUGAGCAUGGACGUCCACGCGCGCUUUCGCACCGAGUCGCAUCAGGAUGUGGUCGCGCGCUUUAACGAGCGCUUUAUCCUCUCGCUGGCUUCGUGCGAGCGAUGCGUUGUGCUCGACGACGAGCUCAAUGUGCUGCCGAUCUCCAAACAUACGCGCAAGAUUGAACCGCUGCCGCCUCGUGAGCCCGCGACUGAGCUCACAAAAGACGAACGAGAGCUGCAAGAGCUCAAGACGUCGCUGCGUGACACGCAGCCGGUGGGUGCGCUGGUCGAGCAGGCACGCACGCUGGACCAGGCCAAAGCUAUUCUCACUUUUGUCGAGGCCGUGUCGGAGAAGACGCUGCGCUCGACGGUCGCACUGACUGCUGGACGCGGGCGGGGAAAGUCGGCAGCGCUGGGAAUGGCAUUGGCGGGAGCUGUUGCCUACGGGUACAGCAAUAUCUUUGUGACGGCCCCGACGCCCGAGAACCUCAAGACGGUGUUUGACUUUGUCUUCAAGGGCUUCGAUGCGCUCAAGUACAAGGAGCACCUUGACUACGAAGUCGUGCAAAGCACGAAUCCAGAGUUCAACCAUGCCGUGAUUCGCGUGAACAUCUUUCGCGAGCACCGUCAGACCAUUCAGUACAUCCAGCCCACGCACCACGAGAAGCUCGCGCAAGCAGAGCUAGUGGCAAUCGAUGAGGCUGCUGCUAUCCCGCUUCCAGUCGUCAAGAAGCUGCUGGGUCCCUACCUCGUGUUCAUGUCGUCGACCAUCAACGGAUACGAAGGCACUGGGCGGUCGCUGUCGCUGAAAUUGCUCCAGAAAUUGCGCGAGCAACAAGGGAGUGCUGGCGAAGCGGCAGCGCGUGCGGCGGCGAACAUCCACGGCAACCAGAAGCGUCGCAAGGGUGAGCAGAAACUGCAUGAAGAACGGUGGCAGGCGGCAAGCAGUGCCGCUCAGGCUGUAGCAGCUGGCAGCGCUUCGUCUUCAGCGCGUGUCCUUCGUGAGGUGUCGCUGGAGACACCGAUUCGGUAUGCGCCGAAUGAUCCUGUUGAGCGCUGGCUGAACGCUCUGUUGUGCUUGGACGUGACGAACGCGUCGCAUCGGCUUGUAGCAGGCACGCCGCAUCCGCGCGAUUGUGAGCUGUUCUACGUGAACCGCGACUCGCUGUUCUCGUACCACAAGCUCUCGGAAAGCUUCUUGCAGCGUAUCAUGACGCUGUACGUGUCGUCGCACUACAAGAACCAGCCGAAUGACCUGCAGCUGCUGUCAGAUGCACCGGCCCAUCACGUGUUUGCGUUGCUCGGCCCAGGCGCGGAAGCCCAGGGCAAUGCUGGCCAACUGCCGGACGUCCUCUGUGUUGUGCAGGUGGCUCUGGAAGGAGAGAUAUCCAAAGCUUCCGUGAAGGCGCAGCUCGCGCGCGGCCAACGUGCUUCGGGAGACCUCAUUCCGUGGACGGUUGCACAACAGUUCCAAGAUACAGAGUUUGCUGCUCUCUCAGGUGCGCGCGUGGUGCGCAUUGCCACUCAUCCGGACGUCACUGGCAUGGGCUACGGCUCGCGAGCGAUCGAGUUGCUUGCAAAGUACUACCAGGGUGAAAUCACGACGGACGUAGCUGGCACGGGGUCGGACGAAAAGGCGGCGACGCAGGACGACGAACGGGACGAGGAGGAUGCCGACGAAGAUGAGGCGGACAAGAAGCUUAAGCUUCGCAAGGAGAAGAUCAAGCCACGAAAGACACUUCCGCCUCUUCUGUUGCCGCUGGAAGAGCGUCCAUGUGAGCGCCUGCACUGGUUCGGAACGUCGUUUGGGCUGACGUUACCACUGCACAACUUUUGGUCCCGCGCAAAGUUUCGCUCCGUGUACAUCCGACAAACAGCCAACGACCUCACGGGUGAGCACACGGCCAUUUUGCUGCGGUCGUUGCGCUGCGAUGACCUCCCUGCGUCUCCUGCAGACGGCUGGCUCGACGAAUUCGUGGCCGACUCGCGCCGUCGAUUCACCUCGCUGCUUGGCUACGACUUUGCAACGUUUCCAUGCGCGCUUGCGCUUGGCCUGCUGAGUGACGAGGCGGUCAGUUCCGUACCCAGCAGCUCGAGCGAGGCGAAGCAGGUCGCUUUGCACCGUGGCGCUACGGGUGAGAUCAGCCCUGCAGAGCUCGCCAUGGUGCUGACGCCGUACGAUGCGAAACGCCUCAAGUCGUACGCGAAGAACAUGGUCGAUUACCACAUGAUCGUGGACCUGGUGCCGUCGUUGGCGCGGCUGUACUUCCUGCAGCGUCUUCCGCAGAUGUCACUGUCGUAUCUGCAGCGUGCGAUUCUCGUGAGUCUUGGACUGCAGCAUCAGUCCGUGGACGUGAUUCAGCAGGAGCUGAACAUCCCGUCGAACCAGCUCCUGGCGCUGUUUAACAAGGCUGUGCGGAAGUUCCUGGGUCAGAUUGAGCAGCUCAUGGAGAAACAACUGCAGCACGAGAGCGAGCACAGCAAGAAGCUGGCACAGGUGGUCGCGCAGGCCCAAGCCAUGGCACCAACGGAGACGACGCUGGACGAGGAAAUGCGUCAAGGCGCACACGACGAAAAAGCCAAAGAGCAGCAGAAGCUGCUCGAUAGUCUCAACUUGAUGAAGUACGCGGUGCGCGGUGACGAGGCCGACUGGGACUCUGCACUUGCUCAGGCCGAGAACGGCGGAGCUGUGGUGCAGGUGAAGAGCAAGAAGGCGACAAAGUUAAACCAGAAGGGGGUGAGCGACAACGACGCGGACACACAGAAGGAGCACAAGCACAAGAAGCGCUCGGCGGAUAGCGGCGAUAGCGACCCCAAGAAGAGCAAAAAGAAGACAAAGAAGAGCAAAAAAUAUGCCAACCUUAGCUAG
Hyaloperonospora brassicae is the source of this 3336-nucleotide messenger RNA. The record is from the annotation of a GenBank genome assembly. NCBI's taxonomy places the organism in Eukaryota, Oomycota, Peronosporomycetes, Peronosporales, Peronosporaceae.